Molecule: messenger RNA, 594 nt
Organism: Rosa rugosa (rugosa rose)
Lineage: Eukaryota; Viridiplantae; Streptophyta; Magnoliopsida; Rosales; Rosaceae
Exons: 1
Coding region: 1-594 (197 amino acids)
Source: RefSeq, a predicted model, not a curated record
AUGGGGACGGCGAUUCUCCGAUCACAGGAUUGUCUUCGAGGUCGUUUCCGCCACGAAGCCCUAGCCUUAACCUUGACUUCACGCUCCGGAUCGCGCCGGAGCCCCAAUUUUUCUAACCCUAACCCUAACCCUAACUCCGGCUCUAAUGGCUCGCAGUCUCGCCGCCGGAAGAGGAGUCCGGUCGGCGUUCAAUCCAAUCAACGCGAUCGGAUGGUGGCGAAGGUUCCGGGGAAGAACUUGGUGAUGGGGCAGGUGAAGAUCCUCAGGCGCGGCGAGGCGUUGAAUCCGGCGACGGAAGAUGAGAUAGUGGUCGGAGUUGGUGGUAGAGAUGAUCGGAAGGAGAGGGAGAAGAGCGUGGAGUGUUCGGAUUCGGAUCUGGUGUUGGGAUCCACGGACCGGUUGGGACCCGACCCGGAGACGGUGCAGAAGCAGAUCAAGGUUGCAGAGUUCAAGGUGAUGGAUGCGAUCUACGCUGGAUCGGGAGCUUAUUAUGCUUCUCCGCCGCCGAGCUCCGUUCCGUUGCCUGCUUUUUUGGCUAAGAACGGAGCGGCGACCAGCGAUCUGCGAAGGCUGCUGCGUCUCGAUUUGGUGUGA